This is a messenger RNA of Linepithema humile (Argentine ant), 1234 nucleotides long. The record is from RefSeq and is a predicted model, not a curated record. Lineage: Eukaryota; Metazoa; Arthropoda; Insecta; Hymenoptera; Formicidae.
AAAUAGAAAUACAUAAUAAUAUACACAUGUAUAUCGUUAUCUCCAAAAUAGAAAACGUCACAAAUAAUUUUUACAUAUACAUAAAUUACGAUUUUGCAGUCAAUAGAAGUUGUAAAAUUACCAAUCUGCGCAUCUAACCUAAUCUGUAUUUAUGAAGCCGAAUUGCGUUUCGCGCGUAAAAGUUAACCUUUCAAUACAAUCCUAAUACCGGCUAUACUUCGUCUAGAAAAUUGAGUUUCUAUUUCGGUUUUACGUUAUUUUUUACGUUUUCUGUUUAUAUUUUUGAUAAUCGUGCAUCAUAUAAGUUGGAGUCAUGUGGAAUGAAAGUUCUUCGAAUCUUGGAGGCGGAUUUUUGGAUGAUAGCACACAGGCCGGAGGAUCUGGCAAAAAAAGUUCGCAAAGUAAUGACAAGAGCAUCAUUCCCGUAUGGAUAAAGCAUAUCACGUCUACAACGGGAGAUUUGCAGAUUUCUGACAAAACUGUAAAUACUCUGACAUUCGUCGGAGUUGUACGUCAUAUCGAACAAGAUACGACGAAGAUGUCUUUCAGUAUUCAGGAUGAUACAGGUACUCUCACUGCUGUCAUGUGGUUAGAAGCAGACAAGAAUCCUGCAGAAAAUGCUUGUGUACAACUUAAUACAUAUGUAAGAGUUUAUGGUUUGAUACGCAAUCAAAAUAAUCAACGACAUGUGUUGAUCUUGCGUAUGUAUCCUGUGGAAGACUUAAACGAGGUGACAUGUCACUUUUUGGAAGUCAUGUAUUUUAUAUUGAAUGCUGGAAAAACUGAAAAAGAACCUGCUGUAUCUAAUACAUUAACGUUCGAUAAUACAAUAAGUGGUAUGUCACCUGAUCAAGUGGCAAUUCUUGAAAUUGUUCGAUCAGCGAAUGAAUCAGAAUGCGGUAUUGAGAAACAUGAUAUUUUGAGUAAAAUGCCUAAACACAUCAAACCACGUAUCGAUGAGAUAUUAGAUUUUCUUCUCUGUGAAGGACAUAUUUACACAACUAGUUCAGAAGAUUUCUUUAAAGCUACUUGAGUUAUAUAUUAUAUGUUAAGAAGUUUACAAAACAUUAAAUUUUGUAUCGUAUAAAAUAACAUUUACAAUUACGAUACAUACAUUGAUUGUAAUUUUUUUAUUUAUAUGGAAGUAUAGAUAAGAACGUUAUUUUUUCACUUAGCAAUAGUAAAUUAAUAAAAUAGAUAUUAAUUUGAAACACACAAUGUAAGAUUAUUUUUG